Poecilia reticulata (guppy) is the source of this 3769-nucleotide messenger RNA. RefSeq names its product retinol dehydrogenase 10a (gene rdh10a). NCBI's taxonomy places the organism in Eukaryota, Metazoa, Chordata, Actinopteri, Cyprinodontiformes, Poeciliidae. Gene Ontology annotation, molecular function: oxidoreductase activity, acting on the CH-OH group of donors, NAD or NADP as acceptor. Gene Ontology annotation, cellular component: lipid droplet. The record is from RefSeq and is a predicted model, not a curated record.
UUUAACUAGCAAAUUUACUCGCAGUAUAGUCUACAAAAUGCUCUAAUUUGCCUAACUAAACAGAACAGAAAUACUGACUAGGUACCUCGAGAUCGGUCAUUUAUUUUUAAGUGGUGGGGGAUUCGCACAUAUUUUUGUCCAAUUAUUUGCCUUGCAUCAUGCUGAGUGUGGUGUAGAUAGCUGGCACUUCAGUUUGUCAGGCUCCCACUCCUAUUGGGUCUGGCGUUGGAUGGGUGGACUGAAUAAAUAGCGAGUGAGAUGCGGAUCAGAAUGACAUGAGAUGUGGUGGAGCAGCAGCAGCAGCAGCAGCAGCAGCAGAGAGGGUAGGAGACAAUCUAUAGUAGCUGCUCGUUAGCCACCGCAGAUCAGCGUUCAACAGGCAACCGGAUUCUUAACUGAACUCUCUCCUUUUUUCUUCUUCUUGUUCUUUUUUUAUUUUUUUAAAUUUAUUUUACCUCUUAUAAUCUGAGCUCUUGCGUGCGCUCCUACACCACUUUCCUCUGUCAGCGCUCUGAUCCAAGUUUUGUCGGUGAAACCCUAUCCCUCUGCUGCUAACAGAAAGCACGGCCAAGAUGAUGAUGAUCAUCGCGGAGUUCUUCGUGGUUAUCUUGAAGGUGCUCUGGGCGUUUGUGACAGCCGGGGCCAGAUGGGUCGUGCGACCCAAGGAGAAGAGCGUGGCGGGACAGGUGUGCGUGAUCACCGGGGCUGGGAGCGGCCUCGGGCGGCUGUUCGCCAAGGAGUUCGCCCGGCGACGAGCGGUCCUGGUCCUGUGGGACAUAAACAGCCAGAGCAAUGAGGAAACGGCAGAGAUGGUACGGCAGAUAUACCACGAAACGGAGACUCCUAUCGCAAAAGAUGGACCUGUUGGAGGAGUGGAGGAGGUCCCUGCCUUUCAGCCUCAGGUCUACACGUACGUGUGUGAUGUGGGCAAGCGCGAGAGUGUGUAUUCCACGGCAGAGAAGGUGCGGCGAGAGGUGGGAGAGGUGGACAUACUGAUCAACAACGCCGGCGUGGUCUCAGGCCACCACCUGCUGGAGUGCCCGGACGAGCUGAUCGAGCGCACCAUGGUGGUCAACUGUCACGCACACUUCUGGACCACCAAGGCGUUUCUCCCCAAGAUGCUGGAGCUGAAUCACGGUCACAUUGUGACUGUUGCCAGCUCCCUCGGUUUAUUCAGCACAGCUGGAGUUGAGGACUACUGCGCCAGCAAGUUCGGUGCCAUCGGGUUUCACGAGUCCCUGAGCCACGAGAUUAAAGCCUCAGAGAAGGACGGGAUCAACAUGACCCUGGUGUGCCCUUACCUGGUCAACACGGGAAUGUUCAAAGGUUGCAGGAUAAGGAAGGAGAUCGAGCCUUUUCUGCCUCCCCUGUCGCCGGACUUCUGUGUGAAGCAAGCCAUGAGAGCCAUCCUCACAGAUCAGCCAAUGGUCUGCACGCCUCGCAUCAUCUACAUGGUUAACUUUAUGAAAAGCAUCCUGCCCUUUGAGGCCAUCGUGUGCAUGUACCGGUUCCUCGGUGCCGACAAAUGCAUGUACCCUUUCCUAGCUCAGAGGAAGGAGGCGAUGAACAACAAUGAAGCAAAGAACGGGAUCUAAGGAGAAGUGUUUACAACCGGGGCAUUCAUGCAGUUUUGUGACAAAUGGUUUGCCACCACCUUCCCAAUUUCUUAUUUUUUGUGUGUAUUUUCUCACACUUCAGUGUUUCAAAACAUCACGACAAUUUAAAUAUUAGUCAAAGUAAGGUGAUAUCCCGCUACACCUAAUAACUGGUUGGGCCAACCUUGCCAGCAACAACUAAAAUCAAACAUUUGUGAUAAGUCAUGAGUCUUAUGAGGAAUUUUUGGCCUCUUCAUAUUUGCAGAAUUGUUGUAAUUCAACCAGAUUGGAGGGUUUUUGAGCACCAUGUUUCACUGUUGAUCUGAUAAGCAGUUACUUUUAUGCCAGAUGUAAUGGGACACACACCGUCCAAAGAGUUAAACUUUUUGUCCUGUCAGUCCACGGAAUAUUUUUCCAAAAGUCUUAAGGGAUCAUCAAGAUGUGUUCUGGAAAAAUCGAGGCAAACUUUCCUCUGCCAAGCAAGCCAUUUUUGCCAAGUCUCAUAGGCAUAACCUUUGAACUUAACUGAGGCAAGUGAGACCUGCAAUCACUUUUUUCCUCAAAGUAUAUGCAAGUUUGAAUUUUUUUUUGUUUGUUUUUCGUUUAAUAAUGAAUGUCUUCAUUUAAAAACUGCAUUUUGUGUUUACUUGCGUUAAAUUUAACAUUUAAACUGGACUGAUGUUCUGAAACAUUUAAGUGUCAAACAAAUAAGAAAUCAGGAAGGGGGCGGACACUUUUUCACACCGCUGUACCUGCAAGCAUAUGGAAACAACCACUGAAGACGAAAGAUGGGGGAGGGUGAAAAAAAAAGAAAAAAGACUGAAUCUAGACUGGUGCACUUGCAUUGAGCAAAUGCAAAGAUUUACCAUAUUGUUCCUCUGGAACAAAAAAGCUGCGUACUACACAAAGGAAUCAUUUGAGUUUUUUUGUUUUCAUAGAAAUCAACAUCUAUAUACCAUCACUAGUUUUGAAAUCAUACAAAAAAAAAGGUAUCCAGUAAUUAACUUUUUACAUAAUGUAGUCACCAGCCUUAUCUAGUGUCAUUGUGGAAAUAUACAGUAUGUUACUGUACAAACAGUAAUCUUUUUUUUUUCACUUAUUUUAUUUUUUGUAGACAUGCACUGUAAGUUCUAAUUUUUAUGAUGUAAAUUCAGAUUUGCUUUUCCCCACACUGCCAGUGAUCUUUGUGCAGAUUUAACACAAUGCUUCAAGCUAGCCAGCAUUUUCUUAUUCAGAGGCUUUUUUUUUUUCAGUCCAGUUUACACAGCAUUGAUUCACGCUGGUGUGCAUUUUAUUAUUGUUUAUUUUUUGCCAUGUACCAUCUUUCUUUUUUUUGCCUAAAUAUGUAAUUUUUAGAGACAUGUAGCAUAGUUUGACUUUUUAAAUGCAUUCCAAAUGGGACUCAGUGGCCAAGUUAUUGAUAACCUUUUUUUGGACUUUCCUGUUUCACGAGUCUCUGUCAUUGCUGUUCUGAUAAAUCUCUUUAAUGGAACGUGAGUAAAACAAAACAAAACAAAACAAAAAAAAAAUCACUGUCCUGGGUUGAAUUAGCAUGUGACUGAUAGCAGAAUGUAUUGUUUAAAGAGAACCCGAGAGAACAGGCCUUUACAUAUAUACAUAUUUCUUUCCAUUUGUGUCCAUUUUAAGGUGUUGUUCAUAUUGUAAGUUUAUGUUUUUGAACAAUAUUGCUAAAAAACUAACUCCAGUUGAAGUUACUGUCCUGACACUGAGUGGUUGAGGGAACUGUAAUAAUGUUGUUGUUUUUUUUUUAAUUCCCCCACAUCCACCAAAAAAGAAAAUAAAUGUAAAAUUGUCUCUGACAUUCUUCUGACCAGUUAAAGUGAAAUGUAUGUUUAAAUGUUGUUAACCUUCGCCCAAAUGAGUGUUCCCACCACAUUUGAUGUAUGACUAUUUUAUAUACUUUAUAUAUAUAUAUAUAUAUUUUUGUUUUGAAUGUUAAAUACAAUACAUUCCAACAGGCAUCAUUCCCUCAGUCACAGCGAUGAGCCUAAAUUCUCUACCUCUUAAUUUUUGCCUUUUUAUUUUGUUUGACAGUAUAACAUAAGCCUCUUUUUUGUAAUAUUCUAAAACAAAUGCUCCGUUGUCAAGCAAAUGUGGUUCCAAUGUUUAGUGUCUCUACCUAACUUAAAUUAAUAAAAUGAUUUAGAUUAUUA